Rhagoletis pomonella (apple maggot) is the source of this 3559-nucleotide messenger RNA. RefSeq names its product facilitated trehalose transporter Tret1 (gene Tret1-1). Gene Ontology annotation, cellular component: membrane. Gene Ontology annotation, molecular function: sugar transmembrane transporter activity. The record is from RefSeq and is a predicted model, not a curated record. Bases 244 to 2766 code for a protein of 840 amino acids. Gene Ontology annotation, biological process: carbohydrate transport; transmembrane transport. The transcript is spliced from 9 exons. NCBI's taxonomy places the organism in Eukaryota, Metazoa, Arthropoda, Insecta, Diptera, Tephritidae.
GCGGGCGAGCGAGCGAUCGUUCGAGCAGCGACUAUAUAAACGCCGCGCAAACUGAUCGCGUGCUUUAGUUAGAGCGUGGAUACAUUUUCAAAAUCAAAUUCGAAAAGCGCAUUAUUAUCAAACAAAUAAGCAACAAAAAGAGAAAAUUCAAAGUGUGGUAAAUAGCAGAAGUUGAGAAAUUGUCGAGUUAACUACGUUAAACACACAAAAGAACAACAAAAUUCAACAAAAAACUGCACCACAAUGAGUGGACGAGAUAACCGUGGCAGUGGCCACCAACCGCUCAGCAAUGCAAUGGGCAAAAUAAAGGACAAACUCACGCGUUCAACGGACAGCUACGAACGCGUCGAAGAGGGACUCUCUCAAUCCAACACAGCAACCAGUUUGGACACAAUUCUACCCGAGGAUCCAUUCCUCUUUCCACGAGGACCCACAGCACAGCAAAGACAAAUGGUGCCGCAAAAUAAUUUCAGCGUCGACGAUACACCUCUACAGUUUGGUCCAAUCAUUGAAGACAAUGACAUACGCGCCCCACCCACAUUGCCGCUGCCUAGCAGUCAGACUAAAACUGGCGGCGGCAAUAAGGAUUUCGUGGCGCUACCACCUCCACCGUCAUCACAGCACAGUCACCGCGAUCACCACCAGCGCAGCACAGUUUCGCUAGCCAAUGACGACCUGCAACGCAGCAAGCAGUCGCUAAAGGGAUCGCGCGUGUCCUUCGAGCGUCGCUCUGUUGACAGCAGUGAUGAGGAUAAUUUCGAGAGCCUGCGCAGUGGCUACCAACAACAGAAAACAAUUAGCGUAGACCACAAGGGUAUAUUGAAGGACCUCAAAAACAUACUUGCAAACGACAAUCGUCGGCAGUUUCAAGCUAAAAAACAUGUCUCGCUUGAUGUGAAGGGUACACGCUUUCUGGAAGACAUGCUGAAAGAAUCCUCCUCUGAGGAAGAAUUUCGUAAAAAUCGACGAGAAUUCCAAGGUCGAAAACAUCAAAGUUUAGAUCCCCGCGUCAGCUUCAGGCUGGAAAAGGUGCUGCAGGGUUCCAGUACAGACAGUGAAGAGGAAGCGGAUGAUGUGGAGCAUAAGCGUUUAAUACACCGCCCCAAGGACAUAACCAAGCCGGUCAUUAUUGAUCUCAAGGACUUGGAAAGUGAAAGUGAGGAGGAUUAUUUGACAAGUCGUCAACAUUUCCAGCAACAACGCUCCAUAAGUACAGACUCCCGAAAGAGCCAUAGACUGUAUGAAAUGGAUGAAAUGGGUAAAAAGAAAAAUGAAAACCUGCGCAACGCUGUACCUUUUGUCAGACAAAUCACCGAGGAUGGCAAACCCAAACUGGAAGUGUACCGACCGACAACGAAUCCAAUAUAUAUUUGGACGCAGGUACUUGCUGCACUUAGCGUGUCCCUGGGUUCAUUGGUUGUUGGUUUCUCAUCCGCCUAUACUUCGCCAGCCUUGGUCUCCAUGACUGAUCGGAAUUACACAGACUUCGACGUAACACCACAAGCGGCCUCUUGGGUCGGUGGUCUAAUGCCUUUGGCGGGCUUAGCCGGUGGCAUUGCUGGCGGUCCCUUCAUUGAAUACCUUGGUCGUCGCAACACUAUCCUCGCAACCGCUGUGCCCUUCAUUAUCUCAUGGCUGCUAAUCGCCUGUGCUGUUAACGUUGGCAUGGUGCUAGCUGGCCGUGCGCUUGCCGGCUUCUGCGUGGGUAUUGCUUCGCUCUCGCUGCCCGUGUACUUAGGUGAAACGGUACAGCCUGAAGUACGUGGCUCAUUGGGUCUGUUGCCUACUGCUUUCGGUAAUAUAGGCAUAUUACUGUGUUUCGUUGCCGGUACAUACAUGGAUUGGUCGAAGCUAGCCUUCCUUGGUGGUGCACUACCUGUGCCCUUCCUGAUACUUAUGUUCCUUAUACCCGAAACUCCACGUUGGUAUGUUUCACGUGGACGUGAAGAUCGUGCUCGUCGUGCUCUACAAUGGCUGCGUGGCAGACAAGCCGAUGUGGAACCUGAAUUGAAGGGUCUAUUGCGAACACAAGCUCAAGCUGACCGACAUGCAACAGGCAAUCAGCUAAUGGAGUUGAUGAGGCGCAGCAAUUUGAAGCCUUUAUCCAUUUCGUUGGGUCUUAUGUUCUUCCAGCAGCUCAGCGGCAUAAAUGCAGUCAUUUUCUAUACAGUAUCGAUAUUUCAAGAUGCGGGAUCAACCAUUGAUGGCAAUGUGUGUACAAUCAUUGUGGGUGUGGUGAACUUUAUAGCAACAUUUAUGGCAACUGUACUUAUCGAUCGGCUGGGACGUAAGAUUUUACUGUAUAUCUCCGAUGUGGCCAUGAUUCUUUCACUUUUCACACUUGGCGGUUUCUUCUACUGCAAAGCAGCUGGCAUGGAUAUCUCUGAAAUUGGUUGGUUGCCACUGGCUAGUUUUGUUAUCUACGUAGUUGGCUUUUCACUCGGUUUUGGACCAAUUCCCUGGUUGAUGAUGGGCGAGAUAUUGCCAUCAAAGAUUCGUGGCUCAGCCGCAUCGGUGGCCACGGCUUUCAACUGGUCAUGUACAUUCAUCGUAACGAAGACUUUCCGCGACAUGAUUGACACAAUGGGUGCGCAUGGUGCAUUCUGGCUUUUUGGUUCCAUCUGUGUGGUGGGCUUGUUCUUCGUGAUACUGUAUGUGCCAGAGACGCAGGGCAAAACUCUUGAAGAUAUUGAACGCAAAAUGAUGGGUCGCGUGCGUCGUAUGUCCUCUGUGGCGAACAUGAAACCGCUGUCCUUCAAUAUGUAGAAGGGUAUUACUCAAGUCCGGCAUGCGUAGAGCGUAUGCGUAAUACAUGUACAUAAAAAUAUAUAUGUGUACAUACAUACAUACAUACAACCAAAUACUAGUUUAAGUGCCUUAACUUUAAAUCUAGUUCCCGUGACACUGCAGCAGCUCUAAGGAACCAGUGUAUGAAGUAAAGUUUGACGAACAAAGCGGAAAUAAAGUGCGCAGUUAGAAUGUACGAAUAUUAUAUAGUUAUUUAAGCAGUUAGCAAGUCAAAGAAGUUAUGUAGAUGAGAUUUAUUAUAUUCUAAAUGUGAUGUAGUCUAUUAGCCGCUGGGCAAAGGAAUGAGUGAAUUACCGUUUGCUCGGUUUGUGACAUGAGGCGUGCAAAAUUUUUUAAAAAGAAAUAUGUAAGAAGAAACAAACUAUGAUAUGCAAAAAAAUAUUGUGUUAUUAGUAGUAUUUACCGUAAAAAUGUAGUAGUGAACUGUGUACUUUGUUUUUUGAUGGAAAAUAUCAAUUUUCUAUUAUUAUAUUGACUUGUAGUGCUACAUAUAUUUAUUAAGUUAGAGGAUAUAAAUAACCAAAAUUUGUUAAGAAAAAAGCAAAAGUUGAGAAAUGCAAAUUUGAAAGUAAUAAUGAAAUAGUUUAAAAACAAUUAUUAUUAUUGUAAACCAAUAUAAAUUAACUACCUAUUAUUUUUAAGUACCUGUUAAAACAAAGAAAACAUUCAAAUAUAAAAGGUUCAUAGACCAAAACCGAAGUGUACAAUGACCGAAAGCAAGUUAGCUUUUUUUUAGUACUCUUGAGAUGAA